AUGGAUACUGGUGGCAAGAUCAAGAAGGGUGCAGGAGGAAGGAAAGGUGGUGGACCGAAGAAAAAACCGGUGUCAAGGUCUGUUAAGGCCGGUCUUCAAUUCCCUGUUGGAAGAAUAGGGCGGUAUUUGAAGAAAGGAAGGUACUCGCAGCGUGUUGGAACCGGUGCUCCGGUUUACCUUGCUGCAGUUCUUGAGUAUCUAGCCGCUGAGGUUCUUGAGUUGGCUGGAAAUGCUGCCCGUGACAACAAGAAGAACAGGAUUAUUCCGAGACAUGUUCUUUUGGCUGUGAGGAAUGACGAAGAAUUGGGAAAAUUGCUUGCAGGUGUGACUAUUGCCCAUGGUGGUGUGUUGCCUAACAUCAACCCUGUAUUGUUGCCUAAGAAGACUGAGAAGGCUUCCAAGGAGCCCAAAUCUCCAUCUAAGGCCACCAAGUCUCCAAAGAAGGCUUAG
Molecule: messenger RNA, 450 nt
Organism: Sphenostylis stenocarpa
Lineage: Eukaryota; Viridiplantae; Streptophyta; Magnoliopsida; Fabales; Fabaceae
Source: the annotation of a GenBank genome assembly